Messenger RNA from Drosophila eugracilis, 1948 nucleotides. It is a transcript of the gene Eb1, whose product is annotated as microtubule-associated protein RP/EB family member 1. The record is from RefSeq and is a predicted model, not a curated record. The transcript is spliced from 8 exons. Gene Ontology annotation, molecular function: microtubule plus-end binding. Gene Ontology annotation, biological process: protein localization to microtubule plus-end; regulation of microtubule polymerization or depolymerization; spindle assembly. NCBI's taxonomy places the organism in Eukaryota, Metazoa, Arthropoda, Insecta, Diptera, Drosophilidae. Gene Ontology annotation, cellular component: cytoplasmic microtubule; spindle midzone; microtubule plus-end. The coding region runs from base 180 to 1073 and encodes 297 amino acids.
GAUGCAUCAGUGUACAUUUUACAUCCCUAGCGCUCGCUCGUUUUGCAGAAGACGGUUCGCCUUAGAAUUUAUAUUUCUUUGUUUAAAGUCCAGAAAUCAUUUAAUACGCCUUCGACCCGAAGGACAUCCAACUGACCAACUGAGAAGAGCCGCUCAAGAAAGCAGAGGACACCACCAUCAUGGCUGUUAACGUUUACUCCACAAAUGUGACAUCAGAGAAUCUCUCGCGCCACGACAUGCUGGCCUGGGUCAACGAUUGCCUCCAGUCGCAGUUCUCAAAAAUCGAGGAGCUCUGCACAGGUGCCGCAUACUGCCAGUUCAUGGACAUGCUGUUCCCCAAUUCAGUGCCCGUAAAGCGUGUCAAAUUUCGUACAAAUCUGGAGCACGAAUACAUACAGAACUUCAAGAUAUUGCAGGCGGGAUUCAAAAAGAUGUCUGUGGAUAAGAUCAUACCAGUUGAUAAGCUGAUUAAGGGACGCUUUCAAGACAACUUCGAGUUCCUUCAGUGGUUCAAGAAGUUCUUCGACGCCAAUUACGACGGUCGCGAGUAUGACCCGGUGGCCCAACGGUCCGGAGUCAAGCUGGGCAAUGGCAACGGACACGGCAGCAAUGGAGGCAGUGGCGUGGGCAGCAGCAACAACGAUCUCCACCUGAUGCACCGACGACCAUUACAAGCACCAGCCGGAGUUGGUCGCUUGGCACCACGGGUCCUCGGUCAGACUGCAGUCUCCAAGGUGCUGCCACGCACAAACAACGCUGCGCCAGCGAGCAGAAUAACCGCUGGUGCCAACAGCACGGGCACGGUCAAGAAGAACGACGCGAGCAACUCAGUCAACAAUCAGCAAAUCGAAGAGAUGUCAAACCAGGUCAUGGAUAUGCGCAUUAACCUGGAGGGAUUAGAAAAAGAGCGCGACUUCUACUUCUCCAAGUUGAGGGACAUUGAAAUUCUUUGCCAAGAAGCUGAUGACGGCGAGGCACAUCCGCUCAUUCAAAAGAUAUUGGACAUCUUAUAUGCGACUGAGGAUGGUUUUGCGCCGCCAGACGAUGCACCGCCAGAGGACGAAGAAUAUUAAUUUAAAUCGAUAUAAAAACAACCCACUAAAUUCAUUUGCUGCAUACAUAUUCAAAACAUAAGUCAAGACGCAAGACGGAAAGGACACAAAUAAAAUUUAUUAAUUAGACGGGAACCAAGGAGAUGUUUAGCAAACAAGAAGACUUACGAAAGGGAAUAGUGUUUAAUUCCCAAAGACGAGGUUGACUGACAACAUGAGCGUUAUUUUUUCAAACAUUACUUUAAUUCAAAUAUGCCGCUGCUCAAAGAUAGAAGACGGGACUUAUUUACAUAUUACACAGAUGUUUAGGUUCAAAAUUGUGCUCGCGAUUGUACUCCUGGGUCCUGAUGAUGCCGAUCACUGUAAAGAUCACCAUCAAAACCAUUUCAUAUUUAAAUUGUUUGUAUAUUAGCAGAAUAAACAAAAACUAAAUCUCACUAAUGGAAGGGCCAGCCUGCACUAAAAAAUUGUUCGUUAAACUCACCGACUUCUUAUUAAGAAAAGUUUUAAAAUUCUCAGUUUACCUUACCAAUUUAUCAUGAUUAGUUUUGUUAGUUAUCUGUAUCAUAUGCUUUACACAAUUAAAACCUAUUUAAUACACUUAUUUUUUGUAUAAGUAUAACUUUUCAUUGGCUGACUUUAAUCGUUUUGAGUGUUGUAUGUAGUGGAUCACAAGAGCCCAAUUUGUAUAAUCUGAAAAAUAUUUAACAGCGAGAUGCCGUUCAUCAAACGGGAUUUUGUACUUUCUAUUUUUAAAUCAUUGGCUUCAUAACAAAAUGAUUAUAUAUAUUAAGUAAUUUUUGCUCUCGCUUCUUUUAAGUUCUAUAUAUUUAUGUGUAAAACAGGUAGAACUUAAAAAGUUUGAAUAAAAAGCGAACAUCUUUCUAUUUUCUAAA